AUGGCCGACGUCAAGAUAUACCUGAAGCCACGACCAAUAUCGGCUCUUUAUGGACACUGCAACUAUAUACCAAACAUCUAUAUACCGUACAAACGAUGCUCAGAAUUCAAGUACGGUCCAUUCCUCGCCGACUAUGGGGCGGUCCCCUCUGAUGCUACAGAAGAAUACACCAUACACUCGCCCUCCCUAUCCGCCCAGCUUGCUGUAUUCCACAACGAAACUCUACCUAGUCUCCAGGCCGACAUUCCCAAUCCAAACAAAACUAGUCGUUCAUCUUGGUCCAGUCUUCUUGAGCUUGCCAGGUCGAAACUCGCAGGGAUAGUCGACUUCCGAACAGAUGCCCCAGAUCCACUGACGGACUCGUCAUUCAAUACUGCUCGUUGGUGGUAUAGGCUGGUCUUUUCCAUCUUGUCUCGGGACGACAGAGAGCUGCGCGACAACGACGACACCGAAGUACAGAUACUGGUUUCGGCUUACAUGUAUGAUGCCAUUUUCUCCCUAUCUGUGAUAUGGGCCAAUUUUCGUGAAGAGAUGUUGCAGCUGACAGAUCCGGUUUCUCCUGCUUACCUACCUUCAGGCUAUGGUAACAACUCGGGAUUCUUGACUCUUCUUAGUACACAGGUAUACACUAUUGUCCCCGCACUCUACCCCGCCGAUACAACAAGCAAUCACGACUAUAAUUCUCCCCUAUCUCAGUCCUCUGACACUGUCGACUUCCCGUCAAUCUCACAUACCGGCGACGGAUUGACUGACAAGACAUCCUUUCGGCUGCGACGAAGAAACUACGUAACCAUAAUUGAAUAA
This is a messenger RNA of Desarmillaria tabescens, 804 nucleotides long. RefSeq lists its product as uncharacterized. The transcript has 5 exons. The record is from RefSeq and is a predicted model, not a curated record. Lineage: Eukaryota; Fungi; Basidiomycota; Agaricomycetes; Agaricales; Physalacriaceae. Bases 1 to 804 code for a protein of 267 amino acids.